UGAGAGGCUACCAGCGUCAACCUUUACUCCAGUGUGCAGACUUUAGAUCUGUGUGUUUGAGCGAAAGGCUGUACGAUGGCUCUGGCCGGAGUGCGCGUGAUAGAGCUAGCCGGACUCGCCCCCGCUCCUUUCUGUGGGAUGAUCCUGUCAGAUUUCGGGGCGAAGGUGAUUCGCGUGGACAGGACGAACGUUGCCAUGGCGAUGGACCCACUGGGGAGAGGCAAGCGGUCCAUAGCCGUGAAUCUGAAGAGUCCUGAGGGCGUGGCCGUGCUGAGGAAAAUGUGCGUCCAGUCAGACGUGGUUCUGGAGCCCUUCCGUAAAGGUGUGAUGGAGAAGUUGGGUUUGGGUCCUGAGGAUCUGCUGAAGGAGAAUCCGCGCCUCAUUUACGCUCGGCUCACCGGCUACGGUCAGAGCGGCUCGUUCGCCAAAGCUGCAGGACAUGACAUCAACUACCUCGCCAUGUCCGGGCUGCUCUCCACACUGGGUCGUAGUUCGGAGAAGCCGUACGCCCCCCUGAACCUGGUGGCGGAUUUUGCCGGAGGGGGCUUAAUGUGCGCUUUUGGUAUCGUUCUGGCUCUGCUGGAGAGGAGCCAGUCUGGGCGGGGACAGAUCAUCGAUGCCAGCAUGGUGGAGGGCGCGGCCUACGUGGGCUCGUACAUGUGGAAGUCUCGCGCACUUGGGUUGUGGAGCCGACCCCGAGGGGAGAACCUGCUCGACAGCGGGGCGCCGUUCUACGACACGUACGCCACCGCCGACGGGAAGCACGUGGCGGUGGGCGCCAUCGAGCCUCAGUUUUACGAUCAGCUGAUCCGAGGUCUGGGAUUGGAUCCCGCCUCCCUCCCGGCUCAGAUGAGCGUCCCUGAUUGGCCGGAGCUCAGACGGACGCUCGGCGCGGCGUUCGCUCAGAAAACUCAGGCCGAAUGGACUCGGAUCUUCGACGGGACGGACGCCUGCGUGACCCCCGUCCUGUCCCUGGACGAGGCCGGUCUGCACCCUCAUAACCGGGAGCGCGGCUCGUUCGUGCGCUGCUCUCGGGACGAGGUCGGUCCGCGCCCCGCACCCGUCCUGUCUCGCACCCCGGCCGAGCCGGACCUCUCGCGCGACCCGCUGGUCGGCGAACACACCCGGCGCGUCCUGAGGGAGUUCGGCCUCGACCCGGCUCGCGUCGAGGAGCUGAUCUGCUCCGGCGUCGUGGAGUGCAGCGAACCCAAAUCUCGUUUAUAAGGAGCGGCGGGGGAGCGGCGGCUGAAUCGUUCUGAGCGGAAAGCCUCCCGCUGCCUUGAAACGCCGCCAUGUUCGGGCGUGGAAGUGACGCGCGGAGGGCGUUUGAACUCAAAAUAACCAUGUUGGGGUUUUUUUUGGCCUCUGUUGAUGCUCGGAGUCGAGCUGAUUCAUCCUGCGUCUUUUCGGCGGUUAGAUUCAGUCUGCAGGGUCAUGCGGUGAGAAAUUCUGCUUCCUGUUGCAGUCCGAAAAAUGAUUCACAAUUUUACUUGAACGGUUUAUUUUCUUUAUACAGAAUUUAGGUGUCUCACUCGAUCCUGAAGCAGUCGGACCUUUCUAUCCUGAGUAAACGUACUCAGACAUGUAGAGAACAUGCCAAACUCUGGUUCAGCUGUACUAAUGUAACACAGUACAUUUACAUUAAGGGCCUUGCUCAGGGGCCCAACAGUGGCAGCUUGGCUGUGGUGCGACUAGUCCAGCACCUUUAAUCACUGAGCUAUCACUGCCCUCUGCACAGUGACAUGGUUUUCGAGGUUCUUGGUUCAACCUUGCUUUUGGUAGCGGUCUGUUUGGAGUUUUGUACGUUCUCCCGAUGUGUGUUUAUGUUUCCCUUGGGGGGUAGGGAGGGUUUGCUGCAGGUGGAUUGGCUGUUCUAAAUUGCCUAAUGUGUGAGUGUUUGUUGCAUCUGGGUGGCGCUGGACUGACUGCAACCCUGACCAGGAUUUGAAUGAACUACAUUUUUUCAUCAUGGUCAGGGUUCCAUUGGGUCCGGUGCCUCCUAGAUGUUUAAUUUAAAGUCUUUUUCUAUUCUAUUAUCGUAUGAGGCUGUUUCUGUACAAACGGUACAGUGUAAUAAAUCAAUUAUAUAAAGGAAAAGGAUCAUGUGGUGAGAAAUGACGCUUCCCGACGCAGUCUGGGCGCCGUUUUUAGCUUCGAACUGAAAAAUGAUUCACAUUUUUACUCCACAGGCGAGUUUUUAUUUCAACAGUUAGAAUUUAUACAGAAUUCAGGUUUCUCACUCGAUUCUGAAGCAGUCGGACCUCUUCUAACCUUCCUCACUGCCCAGAAAUAAGACUGCUAGUUCAUUAGAACUUUAAUAAUCAUUAUUAUUAUUGUUUACAUUAUUUUGAUAUAUUGAAAAACACAGGUUUGAAUAAUGAAGUGCUUUAAUGUACAGUAUAAAACAUUAAUAUUAAAGCUGUAUUGUGAAUCGUUGGUUUUGGAGCCCUCUCUGGUGGAAGUGUGGUAUUGCAAGCAACUCGCACAAGAACUUUCUGUAAAACCUUGUUGUUCUGAUCGAGUUCUGUUUUUUCGGCCACGCCCAGUCCUGACAGGUGUAUAAAAUCAUUCAUUCAUUCAUUGUCUGUUUUGCCACCGCUUUAUCCUGGUCAGGGUCGCAGUGGGUCUAAUUAAAUUGGCGAAAGGCAUGAAACACACAGGUCAGGUCGCCAGUCUGUACCUAGGGCGACUUUCGUAGCUCCAGUGAUCCUGACUGCAUGUCUUUGGACUGUGCGAGGUUCGUCCUGAAAAUGAUUCACAUUUUUACUCAACAGACGAGUUUUUAUUUCAGCAGUUAGAAUUUAUACAGAAUUUAGGUGUCUCACUCGAUCCUGAAGCAGUCGGACCUUUUCUAACCUUCCUCAAUGCCCAGAAAUAAGACUGCUAGUUUAUUAGAAUCUAAAUAAUCAUUAUUUUUAUUGUUUAUAUUAAUUUUAUAUAUAUAAAACGCAGGUCUGAAAUAAUGCAGUACUUUUAUGUAUAAAACACUGAUAUUAAAGCUGUAUUGUGAAUCGUUGGUUUUGGAGCCCUCUCUGGUGGAAGUGUGGUAUUGCAAUCAACUUGCACAAGAGCUUUAUGUAGAACCUCAUGGUUUUGAUCGAGUUCUGUUUUUUUCAGCCACGCCCAGUGCAGACAGGUGUAUAAAAUUCAAAAAAAUAAACAGAUCUAAUAAAAUAAUUUAAAUCCA
Molecule: messenger RNA, 3187 nt
Organism: Trichomycterus rosablanca
Lineage: Eukaryota; Metazoa; Chordata; Actinopteri; Siluriformes; Trichomycteridae
Gene: amacr
Product: alpha-methylacyl-CoA racemase
Exons: 6
Coding region: 76-1224 (382 amino acids)
Biological process (GO): bile acid metabolic process
Cellular component (GO): mitochondrion
Molecular function (GO): alpha-methylacyl-CoA racemase activity
Source: RefSeq, a predicted model, not a curated record